Molecule: messenger RNA, 5104 nt
Organism: Electrophorus electricus (electric eel)
Lineage: Eukaryota; Metazoa; Chordata; Actinopteri; Gymnotiformes; Gymnotidae
Gene: kank1a
Product: KN motif and ankyrin repeat domains 1a
Biological process (GO): negative regulation of actin filament polymerization
Cellular component (GO): cytoskeleton; cytoplasm
Molecular function (GO): protein binding
Source: RefSeq, a predicted model, not a curated record
CUGCUUUGCAUGACCAUGGCUAUGAUUAAGUUGUUUUCUCCUCAUGGCUCAAAUGGAUGUGUAUAUUUAGCUGACUCAAGUUGGGGUCGAGUCCACUUUGUGAAGCCCAUCCACUUCACUUCAAAGGUUUAAGGCAGCCUUGUGUGCACGCUGACCUUGGUGUGGAAGAGCUUCAAGGUUGACGCAGGUCUGCGUUCUCCAACAAGUAGAUGUCGGCCGACUCGGGUACCACUAGUGCGUGUUCCUCCAACGAGUCAGCCAGCUCAACACUUCUGAGUCAUGGAGUGUGAGACCCUGGAGAUUUCUGAAAAAGAUGAUGAUGACAAGGAGUCUGAGGCUCCCUAUUAUUUGGAAACCCCAUAUGGUUAUCAGCUAGACCUGGACUUCCUGAAGUAUGUGGACGACAUAGAAAGGGGAAACACCAUCAAAAAGCUGAACAUUCAACGUAAACCCAAACUGCCCAGGUCUGUGCCACCCCCUCAAAGUGGUGGUCAGACUGAGUGGACUUCAACAGACUCCUUGUCUUCCUCCAAUAGCGAUGAAAGCAAGCCGUCACCGGUGUUCUUCACAACUCGGAACAAGCUAGCCUCGCUGGGUCACAAUGCCCAAGUCCAAGAGGCCCCUCAGGCCUUUUUGAACGUUCCCGAGGCCAAGCAGCAGCAGCAGCUGCCACCUCCACCUUCACCUCACCUCCCUCGCCACAACCCCCUGGUGGAGAAAACGCUGAUGGAGACUCGGAGGCGGCUGGAACAGGAGCGGGUCCUCAUGCAGCCACCGGUCGGUGAGCCGCCCCGCAGGCGCCUGGCCAGCUUCAGCGGAAUGGGCUCCAGCAGCUCCCUGUCAUCAUACGGAGGCUCAUAUGGGCCGAGCCAGAUCUCACCCAGUUCGAAUUCUCUGCAGCACAAUGGUCAUUUGGCCAAUGGUGAAUACAUUCUCUAUAUGACUUCCUCUAUGGGCAGCUCCAUACGUCACAGUCCACUCAACUCAGGCUUGACCACGCCAGUGACCAACAUUAGCCCUUUGCACCUCCAGAAUAUCCGUGACCAGAUGGUGGUGGCUCUCAAGCGCCUUAAAGAGCUUGAGGAGCAAGUGAAGACCAUCCCAAUCCUUCAAGUCAAGAUCUCAGUCUUGCAGGAAGAAAAGAGACAGCUGGUGUCACAGAUGAAAAACUCUAAAUUAGCUGGGCAGGGCCAACUCGGGGGCUUCCGAAAGCGUUCCUACAGCGUUGGCAGUGCCGAUCAGUACGAGCCAGUGGCACAGCUUCAUUCAGGCUCAGAGUUGCAUAUUGAUGAGGCAGAGAAUGUGGAGCAGAGCUCCCAAAGGCUACGGGAGUUCCAGCAGUUGACCGCCGAGGUGCGGGCUUUGGAGCGGAAUAUCCAAGAUAGCAGUGAGGAACCAGAACAUGGAUUAUGCCAAAUGCAACACAGUAGAAACCAAAAUGUCUUACAAAGGCAGUGGAACUGCCAAAGCAAGUCCAUUGGUGUUGGCGCAGAUGAGAACAUGAAUGACAUGGUGAUCUACAGAAAGUCUCCAGGGUGGUGCAAGGAUGUCUCUACAGGAACGGAGCAGGAAACAAGGAGCACAGGAGUUGGAGUGACCGAAGCUAUGCUGGGCAUUAGCACUGAGGCAGAGGCUGAAAUAGAGCUGCAGCACCAGACUAUUGAGAGCCUUAAAGAAAAGAUCUACAGACUGGAGGUACAACUGAAGGAGACAACCCAUGAGGUAGAGAUGGGAAAACUCAAGCUGGAGCUUCAAGUGGCUGGCUCACGGAAGAAAACUGACAAGGGCUUGUUGGCAAGGCCUGAGAUGUACAGCACUUCAGUGGAGGCCAAGGUCUCGACACAGAGUCAAGGGGUGGGGAACCAUCAUGAGUGUAGUGAUGUCAGCAUAAGUCAUGUCCCACAGACACACACCAUAGGUGUCUGUUGUCGACCCAACUUAAAGCAUGUUGCUGUGGGUCCAGAGUUGCCAAUGGAGAGGUGGGUUGUACAAGAACGUGUAGAGGUUCAGGAUCAGUGUGUAGGAAAACAAGUGUUGAUGUGCCACCAAAAAGUGGGGGUGGAAGAAAGUAAGUCUGAGGUGGGAGUCAACACUGAGAUGACUGUGGAAAGUUUACAGCUUUAUAAGACAGAGCCUGAACAGGAAAAGGAGCUCAGGUCCAUUGGAUGUGGAGAAUGCUCAGUGGAUGUAGUGGUUUGUCCCAUUAAAGAGCUCCUGUGUAAGGGUACAGCAACGGACACUGUGAGGAAAAUGGACUCAGCUGUGAUGGUUUUGCCCAUGGUGUUUUCGCAGCAUACAAACACAGAAGUGAAGGCUGCAAGUAAAUACACAAACACAGAGAGCACCAUACUCACUGAUUCCUGCACAAUUACUCAUCCAAUCUCAAAAGACAAGCAAACGAGCACUAUACCGUUGGAAACCCGCACAAUUGCUGUUGGGGAAGGUCUUGUAAAAGACAUCCAAACCACAGUAAAGGCCCGCUCCAUUGCAGUGGGUACCACAGCAUCAGGGGAGUCUAUUGAGAAAAUUACCUCAUCUAAAACCAAAGAGAGUGGGAUUGGCCAUGCUAGUAUAAAUGAAAACUUUUUGGUGGGCCUCAAAACCCGCAACAUUGCAUGUGGACCCUCUCAACCCCUCAGCAAAACCCAGGAGAGGAGUGUGGCGACAGGACAAACAGAAGCUAUGGAGGCACUGCCAUCACAAGCAAAGGCUGGGACUGGGGUUGGCUUAGACCACUACAUAGAAAGAGUUCAGAAGCUCCUUCAGGAGCAGCAGAUGUUGCUGGCUGAAAACUACAGUGAGCUUGCGGAUGCCUUCGGCCCACCUCAACAGUUCCAGUUCAGCUCCAUUAACAGUGAGCUGGUAACCACUCUAUCAUCCAUCAACUCUGUGAUGAUGUACGGUAGUGUUGAGGAACUCCACGAUAUGGACCUCAGGGGGCUGCAAAUAGACUCUGGUAAUGUCAGAACAGCUCCUCUCUCCAGCGCGGCACCUCCUGCUUCUCUCCUCGGCUCAGAUGCACACGAGAGCGUGUGCGGUGAGAGGGCUGCUGGCAAUGAGCAGAGCACGGUGCCUCAGAAGAGCCGCAUGGACCAGCAGAUGUCCACUGCUCUGCGUGGUGGUCAGAACACUCUAAAAUCCAUCAUGAAGAAAAAAGAUGGACACCAGGGCACCAACGGCACCAAAAAGAACCUGCAGUUUGUUGGUGUGAAUGGAGGAUAUGAAACAACGUCAAGCGAUGACUCCAGUUCUGAGGAGAGCAGCUCUUCAGCCUCAGACGAGGAGGACGAGGAGAAGGAGAUGGUGGGGAGUCUGACAAAGAGGAGGAAAGAGGAGUCCAGCGAUGACGGCGUGCUGGAUGUGAAGAGAGACGUGGAGGAUUUGAGCCAAGGAAUGCAGGAGACGAGAGAGAGGCAUGAGCUAAGUGAGAAGAUGAUAUCAGCAUGCAACACUCUUAAAGCCCACCUGUCUGAUCCCAAGGCUUUAUCCAGCAAAGAUGUGAGGACGUGCAUGAACACGGUGCAGCACGAGUGGUUCCGCGUGUCUAGCCAGAAGACGGCCACAGCGGCUGUAGUGGAGGACUACCUCAACGCCUUCCGGAACAUCUCACCUGACCUGCUGCGGCAUGUGGUCAACAUGGCUGACGGCAACGGCAACACUGCCCUCCACUACAGCGUCUCCCACUCCAACUUCCACAUCGUCGAGAAGCUGCUGGAAGCAGACGUCUGCAACGUCAAUCAGCAGAACAAGGCAGGCUACACUCCCAUCAUGCUAGCUGCGUUAGCUGCCGUGGAGUCCCCUAAAGAUAUGAGGGUGGUAGAGGAGCUGUUCAGCAAAGGGGAUGUCAACGCAAAAGCCAGCCAGGCUGGUCAGACGGGGCUGAUGCUGGCGGUCAGCCAUGGCCGGAUGGACAUGGUGAAGGCCCUGCUAGCCUGUGGCGCCGACGUCAACAUCCAGGAUGAUGAGGGCUCCACAGCGCUCAUGUGUGCCAGCGAGCAUGGCCACGUGGAGAUCGUCAAGCUGCUGCUGGCGCAGCCAGGCUGUGAUGCCACACUCAGCGACAACGAUGAAAGUACUGCUUUGUCCAUUGCUCUGGAGGCUGGGCACAAAGACAUUGCAGUGUUGCUGUAUGCCCAUGUGAACUUCUCCAAAGCGCAAUCCCCAGGAACGCCUCGGCUUGGCAGGAAAACGUCUCCCAGUCCCACCAGGCGGGGCAUGUUUGAUUAGAGAAGCCCUGCACCUCCUCCACCCAUUCUGUGCUGCUACUCCUUGUAACUCAUUUGUGCCUAGCAUGUAUAUUCUGUGACCUAGCAAACCACGCAUUUGUGCAAACACAUGGCCUGGCCCGCGUUUUCCGCCUUUGGUCCCAUGUUCAUGUUCUCUUCUGGUUGGAGACUGCAGUGGAUCUGUCAGUCAGGAAUAGGUUUCUCACUGAGUCAUGCUGAACUAGUUCUAAAGUACUUUUUUUUGUGCCUGAAUCCACCAGCAAGAGAUGUUGUUUAAGGAAACGUCCUGCUUAAUGAUGGUUUCCAAAUUUUGAUGUAAACUGGAAUUUGGAGCAAGCCUUACUUCAAAUUAAUGUAGAUAUAGAAGUUUAUAAUAUAUGUCCAUGUUUUUUUUUUUUCUUCCAUUGUCCCAACAUAUUUAUAUACAGAUUCUUGAGAUUAUUGUUUUUAAUCAGUAAUCAGUUCCAAGCAUUGGCCAGUGUUGCCAGAACUCAAGUUUUAUAUUUUAAGCCUGUAUAUAUGACUGUUUUCCUGUCUACUGGGUGUAAAUUGAUUUUCUUCUGUCAAAGACCCAGUAGAUAUAUGCAGUAGGUAUGAAAGGUUGGAUUACAAUUUUUUGACAUCAUUUUAAACAUCACAAGAAAUACAUAGAUUGGAAGUGGUCCUUACUUUUAUACAUGCGAUUUUUAUUUAAUAAUCACAGUACUUUACUUCCUAACAGAACAUGAAGUCAAAUAUUUAUCAAUUAAAAGUUUUUAUGACAAAUAAUUGUAUUUUCAUGUAUGUUAAAUAAACUACCAGACUACUUGGUACUUUCCUCCAAACUUAAAUGGUCAAAAUUCCUGACUUUUCACUUAAUAAACGUUAUUAAAAUCACA